UCACUUCCCUCUCCCGCCUCUUUUGACCAAAACCGCUGGCUCUCGGACUUGUUCGCCAUAGUCAGCCCUCACAAAAGUCGAGACACAAGACCAAAAAACAAAGGAAAAAAAAAGGAAGUCAGGGCAAAAAUCUAGGGUUUCGAUCGAUCGCUAGGGCUUAGGGCUUCGAAAUCGAUAACCAUGCUGUCGAGGUCAGGAACGUCGAGAGGCCUCUUUGGCUGGUCCUCGCCGGUGCAACCUCUGACGCCGGUGUCGGAGGUCUCAGAGCCGGAAUCUCCGUACGACCGUCAUGGAUUUCAACGAAUCGGUGGUGGGCGAGGACGGGGGGUCGGCGAUGGAGACGAGGAGAUCGAGCCGCGCCGCCGGGAUUCAGUUCCCUUUAUGAGGCUGUUUGCUUACGCUGAUAAGCUCGAUUGGGCUCUAAUGGCGGUGGGAGCGGUCGCUGCGGCUGCUCACGGGGUUGCGCUUGUUGUUUACUUGCAUUUCUUUGGGAAAACCAUUAAUUUGCUUAGUUUGCAUCAUGAUGGGUCUGAAGCUGUGAGGGGGCAGAUGUUUCAUAAAUCGAAGGAGCAUGCUUUGUACAUAAUAUAUAUGGCUGCUGGUGUAUUUCUUGCUGGGUGGAUUGAGGUAUCAUGCUGGAUUAUUACUGGAGAGAGGCAGACUGCAAUCAUCAGGUCAAAAUAUGUCCAAGUGUUACUUAACCAAGAUAUGAGUUUCUUUGACACUUACGGGAACAAUGGAGAUAUUGUUAGUCAAGUGUUUGCUGAUGUGGUUCUCAUUCAGUCUACUCUUAGUGAGAAAGUCGGAAAUUACAUUCAUAACAUGGCCACUUUUGUUGGUGGUAUUGUUAUUGGAUUGGUCAACUGUUGGCAGAUUGCACUUUUAACUCUGGGUACUGGUCCUUUCAUUGUUGCUGCAGGAGGAAUAUCAAAUAUAUUUCUUCAAAGACUUGCUGAAAAUAUUCAAGAAGCAUAUGCAGAGGCAGCAAGUGUAGCUGACCAGGCAGUCUCUUCCAUAAGGACAUUGUAUGCCUUCACAAAUGAAACUCUGGCAAAGUAUUCUUAUGCUACAUCUCUUCAAGCAACACUUAGGUAUGGGAUUUUGAUUAGUCUUGUACAAGGCAUUGGACUUGGAUGCACAUAUGGACUUGCGAUAUGUUCAUGUGCUCUACAACUUUGGGUUGGGAGAUUCCUUGUCUCAAAAGGGAAGGUCAAUGGUGGUGAGAUUAUAACAUCUCUCUUUGCUAUCAUUUUGAGUGGGCUUGGAUUAAAUCAAGCGGCGACAAACUUCUAUUCAUUUGAACUAGGAAGAAUUGCUGCUUACCGACUAUAUGAGAUGAUAAGCCGAUCGAGCUCAAUGGUCAAACAGGAAGGGUGUACAUUGGCUUCCAUACAAGGAAGCAUUGAGUUUCGCAAUGUAUACUUCAGCUACCUUUCCCGUCCAGAAAUCCCAAUUCUAAGUGGGUUCUAUUUGACAGUGCCUGCUAGGAAAAUUGUGGCACUUGUUGGGAAGAAUGGUUCUGGGAAAAGUAGUAUAAUUCCUCUCAUGGAACGCUUUUAUGACCCAACACUAGGGGAAGUUCUUUUGGAUGGAGAAAAUAUUAAAACUAUGAAUCUGGAGUGGCUAAGAAGCCAAAUUGGACUAGUAACCCAGGAGCCAGCCUUAUUAAAUUUGAGCAUCAGGGAUAACAUCGCUUACGGGAGAUCUGCUACAUUUGACCAGAUUGUAGAGGCAGCCAAAUCUGCACAUGCCCAUACAUUUAUCAGCUCACUGGAGAAGGGAUAUGAAACUCAGGUGGGUAAGUUUGGUUUAGUAUUGACUGACGAACAAAAGUUAAAGCUUUCCAUAGCACGGGCUGUAAUUUCGAAACCAUCCAUUCUCCUUCUCGAUGAGGUCACUGGUGGCCUGGAUUUUGAGGCAGAAAGAGCCAUUCAGGAGGCACUGAACAUGCUCAUGUUAGGAAGGUCAACUAUAAUAAUAGCUCGACACCUUAAUAUGAUAAAGAACGUUGAUUAUAUAGCCGUUAUGGAAGAGGGUCAACUUGUUGAAAUGGGGACACAUGAUGAGUUGUCCAGAUUGGAUAGCCUUUAUGCAGAGCUUCUUAGAUCUGAGGAAGCAGCAAAACUUCCUAAGAGAACACCUAUAAACCGCUACUUGGAAACUACAGCUUUACAAGUGGACAAGGAUUCAUCAGCAGAUCACAGCUUCCAAGAACCAUUUUCUCCUAAGAUGGAAAAAUCACUGUCCCUUCACAGAGCACAUGAUGCUCAUGCUUUUCGGGUGGUAGAUGCCCAUUAUGACUUACAAGAUUCACCAAAGGUUUGUAGUCCUCCUCCUGAUCCUGUGGAAUGUGGGAUGACCACAGUGGAACCAGAAAGACCAUCUUUCAUUAAAAAAGAGGACAGUUUUAUAACACGAUUGCCAAAGCUUCCCAAAGUCAGAAGUCAUGCUAUAAAUAAUCGUACCUCAGAUGAUUCAGAUCCUGAAUCUCCUGUUUCACGACUUCUUACAUCUGAUCCUAAACAUGAACGUUCUCAUUCACAGAAAUAUAGCGGUCCGCUUGGUCAGUUUGGUGGCAGGCCUUUUGAACAAAGGCAGCCAAAGACUUCACAGCACCACUCACCAUCAGUUUGGAGGCUAGUGAAGCUCAGUUUUCCGGAGUGGCUCUAUGCAUUUUUAGGAAGCAUUGGUGCUGCUAUGUUUGGUUCUUUCAAUCCUCUUUUUGCUUACGCUAUUGCAUUGAUAGUGGCAGCAUAUUACAAAAUUAGUGAGCAUGAUAUGCGCGAUGAAGUGAACAAAUGGUGUUUGAUUAUUACAUGCAUGGGUGUUGUCACGGUGGUGGCCAACUUUCUGCAGCACUUCUACUUCGGUAUAAUGGGGGAGAAGAUGACUGAGCGAGUUAGAAGAAUGAUGUUCUCAGCAAUUCUGCACAAUGAGGUUGCCUGGUUUGACGAAGAGGAGAAUGAUGUAGACAUCUUAACCGUGCGCUUGGCAAAUGAUGCAACAUUUGUUCGUGCUGCUUUUAGCAAUCGGGUCUCAAUAUUUGUGCAGGACUUUGUAGCAGUUGUUGUGGUCCUUCUUAUUGGGAUGUUGCUAGAAUGGCGAGUAGCACUUGUUGCUUUGGCAACCCUACCAGUUCUUUCGGUUUCUGCCAUCGCACAGAAAAUGUGGCUUAGUGGAUUCUCGAAAGGAAUUCAAGAAAUGCACCAGAAGGCUUCUGUAGUGCUUGAGGAUGCAGUUCGGAACAUUUAUACUGUUGUGGCAUACUGUGCAAGUAACAAAGUAAUGGAAAUUUACAGAUUGCAGCUUAACGGGAUACUGAAGCGGAGCUUCAUCCACGGAAUGGGAAUUGGUCUUGCCUUUGGACUAUCUCAGUUCUUUCUUUUUGCCUGUAACGCCCUUCUCCUCUGGUAUAUUGCUCUCUGUGUGAAAAAGGACCGAAUUAGCUUAGUUACAGCAUUGAAAGAAUACAUGGUCUUCUCCUUUGCUACAUUUGCACUCGUGGAGCCCUUUGGCCUUGCUCCAUAUAUACUCAAGCGUAGACAGUCCCUUGCUUCAGUAUUCGGAAUCAUUGACCGUGAGCCAAAGAUCAAUGCUGAUGACAAUGAAGGCCUGAAACCCCCUAACGUUUAUGGAAGCAUUGAGCUCAGGAAUGUUGACUUUUACUACCCGACUCGCCCAGAGGUGAUGGUGUUGAGAAAUUUUAACCUUAAAGUUGAUGGGGGACAAACAAUAGCAUUAGUGGGUGCAACAGGAUCAGGAAAGAGCACAAUAUUGUCUUUGAUCGAGAGGUUCUAUGAUCCUGUAGCUGGUCAAGUUCUACUAGAUGGGCGAGAUUUGAAGCAGUACAACCUGAGAUGGCUGAGGAAUCACAUAGGAUUAGUGCAACAGGAACCUGUUAUCUUCGCAACCACCAUAAGAGAGAACAUCAUAUAUGCGAGGCACAAUGCAACCGAAGCUGAGAUUAAAGAAGCAGCAAGGAUAGCAAAUGCCCACCAAUUCAUCAGCAGCUUGCCUCAUGGCUAUGACACUCAUGUAGGUAUGAGAGGAGUGGAUUUAACCCCUGGGCAGAAGCAGAGAAUUGCAAUUGCUCGAGUGGUGCUCAGGAAUGCUCCAAUUUUGUUACUGGAUGAGGCCAGCUCUGCGAUUGAGUCAGAAUCAAGUCGGGUAGUGCAGGAGGCCCUUGAUACACUGAUUAUGGGAAAUAAGACAACAAUUCUAAUUGCGCACAAAGCAGUAACUGUUAGAAAUGUGGAUAACAUCGUUGUGCUCAAUGGUGGCAGGAUUAUUGAGCAGGGAACUCAUGAUGCUCUUAUGCAGAUGAAUGGUUUCUAUGUUCAGCUCAUGCAGCCUCAUUUCAGUAGGGGCCUUAGACAACAUCGUCUUGUAUAAGGAAUUUGUUUUAAGUAAGCAAUUUUUUGUGG
Asparagus officinalis (garden asparagus) is the source of this 4424-nucleotide messenger RNA. RefSeq names its product ABC transporter B family member 20-like. Gene Ontology annotation, biological process: transmembrane transport. Gene Ontology annotation, molecular function: ATP binding; ABC-type transporter activity; ATP hydrolysis activity. Gene Ontology annotation, cellular component: membrane. Lineage: Eukaryota; Viridiplantae; Streptophyta; Magnoliopsida; Asparagales; Asparagaceae. The record is from RefSeq and is a predicted model, not a curated record.